AUGAGGGCUUCUUCAUUGUAUGGGCCCGCGGCGGCCGGCUUAUCGACUCUGUUGACGCUGCUGCCGACCGUCCACGCCUUGACUUUCGAGACGGUCUCGACCCCCGACCUCGACCUCUCCUCGCUCGGCCGCGUCGCUAUCACUGGAGACUUCGAUGGCGUUUCACUGUACGAAUAUGUCGGCCAGUCCGAAAUCACAUCCCGCCGGGGCUCGUCCAUUCUCACCGCGCUGCCAAAUGGCAUCCUCACGAACCUCUCAUCCGCCGAUUCGCAAAUCCGUGAUAUGUGCGCCUUCACCCAGAAAGACGGAACUUUUGCCGGCAUAUUUGUCGGCGGAAAUUUCACCAGCCUCGGGGGAGUCGAUUCCCCGGGCGCUGCCUUGUUCAAUCCGAAUACCACCAAGGUCACGGCCCUGACCGGUCUCACCGGCUCCAUCUCCGCCGUGUUGUGCGACCAGGACACCAAUCGCGUGUAUGUCGGGGGAGAUUUCUCCUACAAGAAGGUCUCCAACGCGCUCGCGUGGUCUCCGGACGACGGCUGGACGGAUCUGUCGUUCGAUGGCCUCAAUGGCCCUGUCAACUCGAUUUUAAAGGGCGAUAACGGCCAUAUCAUCUUCGGAGGAUCAUUUGAUGGACUGGGCAACACCACGACCUCAUCAUCUAACAGCAAACAGAUUCUCAACUUGCAGAAUGCGACUAUUACAUCCGACGCCGAGACCUCUCUCUCUGGAUACAAAGAUCCCCGCAACAUCAUCUGUUCGACCAGCGGCGAGGCGGCCGAGGGCCAGACUUGGUUGCUACAUGACUAUGCCCCUGGUUAUUGGCGGGCCUAUUUCAAUUUUACUUUCAACCCCACCAAAGUCCGCUUGUAUAAUACCCAUUUGGACGGACGCGGCACCAAGAACUUCCUGUUCCGGGCUCUGCCUGAUGAUGGUAUUAUGAACAUGACUUACACGGAUGAUUCGGGCAACAAGAUCCACUGCGAUUCAUCUUGCCCACUCUCCAGCAGCUCCAGUGAGAAGUAUCGGGAUUUCACAUUGGUAAACCCUGUUGGCAUGAAGGGAUUUCAGAUUGAAGUUUUGGAUUGGUAUGGCCAGGGUGCUGGCUUGAACGGCAUUGAAGUCUUCCAGGAUCAGAUUUUGUCUUACGCUGUUGAUGCAUUUAAUGAGCCCACUUGUGCGGGUAUUGAGUAUCCUUCCAAGUCGACACACACCGGAUCCUGGACGGUUGAAGACGAAGGUUACUUGUCCUCGCAGGUGACGGAUUCGACUGACUCUAGUACCUCCAUCGUCUUUUAUCCGGAUAUCAAAGAGUCAGGAAACUACACUAUUCUGUUUUACACCCCUGGAUGUGUUCAAGAUAGCUCUUGCAGCUCUCGUGGCAUGGCCAAUGUUACUGCCUCGGUCGCAACAGGUACCAGUGCUUCGCAGCCGUCUCCGACUACCAUCUACCAGACCAAUGACUACGACAAGUACGACACCCUGUAUUCUGGAUAUGUUGAUGCAAGCAGCGAUUCAUUCCGCCCAAGUGUCACCCUUCGCCCCAUCUCUGGCCAAGGAGAUAUCACUCUCGUGGCAUCCAAGGUCCGCUUUGAAUUGAUAAACGGCACUACCAGCGGACAACUCAAUGGACUGUACGACUACAACCCUAGCUCCAGUGCCAGUACCACCGACCUCGACAGCUCGGAUAUCAACGAGGCUGGAAACUCCCUCGAUAAAGAUGCUGUGAUUAUGAGUUUAGCUGAGAAUGAUGGUGUGAUCUAUGUGGCGGGCAACUUCUCGGAUAGCAAGAUCAGCAACGUCAUGUCCAUCACCGAUGGUAAUGCCACAGCAAUGGCAGGUAACGGUUUGAACUCCGAGGUGCUGGCUAUGACCACUCUCAACGACGUUCUCUACGUUGGAGGCAAGUUCACAGAUACCUCUGACGGUGGCGCCGAUGGUCUCAACUAUGUGGCAUCGUACUCCUUCUCUUCAAAGAAGUGGUCAGCACUUGCGGAUGGGUUGAAUGGUCCUGUCAAUACUGUCUACUCAAUUGAUCUGAGUGUCUCGCCUGCAAUCAACGAGACCACCAUCGCCGUUAGCGGUGAUUUCAAUGAGAUUCGCGCUACUGAUGACCACGCUGCUGUUUAUGUCGCUGGCUUCGCCAUUUGGGUCCCGUCGAAGAAGGCCUGGCUGCAGACUCUCAACGAUACUCAAAUGGAGUUUGCCGGCCAGCUGUCUGCAGCUACCGCCUACAACGAUACCACUCUCCUUGCGGGCAACCUUGCAACCGAUGGUAUCACUGCUGGUGGCGCUGUAUCGCUGCAAGAACUCGAAGACCUGACUCUGGUUCCUUUGUCGAUUAACAUGAACCAUAGUCAAUCAAGCUCUGGAAUCAAUACCGGUGUCUUUGAUAUCGAUUCCGACCGAAACCUCACCAUCCUCGGUGGCUCCUUCACUGCAGUUAGCAGCAAUGGAUCCACUAUUCAGAAUGUCGCAUUCUUGAAUGGCAGCGCGCAGACUGUUUUUGGUUUGCCUGAGGGGUUGUACAGCAAUUCGACCAUCAACUCGAUGCUUGUGUACAAUGACACUUUGUUUGCUGCUGGCAACCUGUCUGGAUCUGUUGAUGGGUCGGAUGUCAGUGGUCUUGUGCUCUAUGACUUGUCCAGCAAUCUUUUCAAGACGAACCAACCCUCGGCGAUCAAGGGCUCCAACGCUACCGUCAAUUCCAUUGCCCGCCGUCCUGGAUCGUCCGUUAUCUUUGUUGGUGGUAAAUUUGAUUCUGCUGGCAGUUACCCUUGCUCAACGGUCUGCGCUCUCGAUUCGUCUCAGAAUUCAUGGACCUGGCCAGGCUCAUCCAUCAGUGGUACUGUGUUAGCGCUUAGUUUUGCCAGCUCCAACACUCUCUAUGCCGUGGGUGAUAUUACUAUUGGGAACAACAAGACCACUGUUGCUACCUUGAAUGUUAAAACCGAGACCUGGACUGCACUCUCGGGUGCAUCUCCCGCUAAUGUUCCGGGGACGAUCACUGCAUUUGCACCUGCUAUUGAGGAUGAUUCAAACUUCUGGAUAGGAGGCACAUCUAGCAAUGGGUCUGCCUUCCUUCUGAAUUACGAUGGAUCUAAAUUCCAAUCUCCAGGCUCUCUGUUCUCCGAGGGCACAACCAUACGUGGCAUGGAGAUCCUCCCUCUUAGCAAGGAUCAUUCCUCUGUUUCGACUCUGAAGAAUGAUCAGGCCCUGUUGAUUAUGGGUCAACUUGUCAUUCCCGAUUUCGGCAAGGCAUCUGCAGCGCUUUUCAACGGAACCACGGUGACCCCCUUUAUCCUUUCCUCAAAGUACAAUGGGGAGCCUGGCAGCAUGUCACAGCUGUUCACCGAGAACCAGAACCCUUACACAACCAAAUCGUCCCACCAUUCCAAUGGUAUUGUGGUUCUUGUAGCCUUCUGCUGUGCACUUGGCUGCGUCUUCCUCAUCGUCGCUGCCGGUGUCAUUGCGAACAAGAUUCAGCGACGCCGCCAGGGUUAUGCCGCUGCGCCUCAAUCGUUUGGAACGGACCGACCGUCCGACAUGCAACGCCUGCCUCCGGAGUAUCUCUUCAACUCCUUGGGGCAGCCCAACCCCACCGCACCAGUUAUCUAA
Penicillium macrosclerotiorum is the source of this 3615-nucleotide messenger RNA. RefSeq lists its product as uncharacterized. Lineage: Eukaryota; Fungi; Ascomycota; Eurotiomycetes; Eurotiales; Aspergillaceae. The transcript has 2 exons. Gene Ontology annotation, molecular function: protein binding. Gene Ontology annotation, cellular component: plasma membrane of growing cell tip. Gene Ontology annotation, biological process: positive regulation of establishment of bipolar cell polarity regulating cell shape. The record is from RefSeq and is a predicted model, not a curated record. The coding region runs from base 1 to 3615 and encodes 1204 amino acids.